Alexandromys fortis (reed vole) is the source of this 3358-nucleotide messenger RNA. It is a transcript of the gene Ifit2, whose product is annotated as interferon induced protein with tetratricopeptide repeats 2. Gene Ontology annotation, molecular function: protein binding. Lineage: Eukaryota; Metazoa; Chordata; Mammalia; Rodentia; Cricetidae. Bases 189 to 1601 code for a protein of 470 amino acids. The record is from RefSeq and is a predicted model, not a curated record. Gene Ontology annotation, cellular component: cytosol. Gene Ontology annotation, biological process: defense response to virus. The transcript has 2 exons.
AUAUCCGUUUUACUUUCUGGUUUCUAUUUCUCUUCUGUGGGGCCAGCUGCAGAGAAACAGGAAAGGAAAUCAGCUGCUGGUGAUAUAUAAGGGUCUGUAGCUCUUCCUUAGGAGUCGGAGGACGAGAUUGUCUGCAGCUGCCUGCAGCCGCUCUGAGCCCUUCAACACAGCUGAGAGGCACAGCAACCAUGAGCACAACCAUAGAGAAAUCCUUGGAGAGCAGGCUCCAGCAGCUAAAAUGCCAUUUCACCUGGAACUUAAUAACGAAAGAUGAGUCCUUGGAUGAGUUUGAGGACAGGGUGUUUAACAAGGACGAAUUUCAGAACAGUGAGUGUAAAGCCACGAUGUGCAACAUCCAGGCCUAUGUCAACCACCUCAGAGGCCAAAACGAGGCAGCGCUGAACUGUUUAGAGGAUGCUGAACGUUUCAUUCAGCAACAGCAUCCUGACCAAGUAGAAACCAGAAGUCUGGUCACCUGGGGAAACUACGCUUGGGUUUACUAUCACAUGGGCCAACUCUCAAAAGCACAGGCUUAUCUCGACAAGGUGAGAGGGGUCUGUGAGAAGUUAUCCAGUCCCUAUAGGAUCGAGAGUCCUGAGCUUGACUGUGAGGAAGGGUGGGCCCGAUUAAAGUGCACCCAGAACCGAAAUGAGAGAGUGAAGGUGUGUUUUGAGAAGGCUCUGGAAAAGGACCCGAAGAACCCAGAAUUCACCUCUGGAUGGGCCAUUGCAUGCUACCGUCUGAACUACUGGCCAGCACGGCAGGACUCCAUUGAUUCUCUGAAGGGAGCUCUUAGACUUUCUCCCAACAACUCUUAUCUUAAAGUCCUCUUGGCACUGAAGCUUGAGACGGUAGAUGAAAACCAAGCAUGUGAACUAGUGGAAGAAGCCAUAAGGAAAGCCCCAGGUGCGACAGAUGUGCUGCUCAGUGCAGCCAAGUUUUAUUACAAGACACAUGACGCAGACAGAGCUAUAGAGCUGCUUACAAAGGCUUUAGAAUACCUGCCAAACAAUGCCUAUGCACAUUACCAUAUUGGGUGCUGCUACAGGUCAAAAGUGCUUGGAAUGGUUCAUACAAGAGUGACUGCAUUCAAUGGGAAUCAAACAAGGUUUCAGGAACUAAUACAACUGGCAAUUAACCACUUAAGGAAAGCAGAGGAGAUCAAGGAAUUUCUCGAACAUUCCUGUAGCUACCUUGCUGGACUUUAUGCCAUGGCAAACCAGUAUAAAGAAGCCGAUUAUUACUUCCAGAAAGAACUCAAGAAUGUUCUCACACCAAGCAACAAACAGUUGCUCCACCUACAGUACGGCAAUUUCCAGUUGUUUCAAAUGAAGUGUGAAGACGAGGCCAUCCAUCAUUUUAUGGAGGGUGUGAAAAUAAGGCGGGAGACGAAGCCUAAAGGAAAGAUGAUAAACAAACUUCAAAGAAUUGCCCUAAGGCGACUUUCUGAAAAUGAAUUUGAUUCUGAGGCCUUGUACAUCUUGGUGUUUCUUCGGGAGUUGAAUGAAGAAGGCGAGCAAGCAGCUAAAGAAGCUGAGAGGGUGCUGGAUGCUGAGAAGGCUGCUCCUUCAGCAUCUUUGCAUGAGGAUGCGGAUGAGUAGGGGUGACAGGGUGUCUGCAGUGUUACUGAUGGUAAAAAAAUGAAAUCCUUACCAAGUUGCUAUUCAAUGUAUUUAACAACUUCAUGGACAGGAACCCUUCUAUCAAAUGUUAGCUACUGAAUUGCUGGAUCAGAGAGCUUUGAGAGAGGAACCAGUUGGAGCCAUAGACACAAGAGCCUGGCAAACAGCCUAGAUUCCUUUUUAUUUCUUAGAGAUAGUUCCCAUGGUAGCAAUUCUUUAAUCACCCUCUUUGGAUGCUUCUCUUGGGUUUGUUUCUGUAAUUAUUUAAAGCAGCCAAAUUCCUCAAAUGGGCGAGUUUUCCAUUCUUGAGUUAUUUUAGCGAUUGCACAGCCUUGUUCUACAUAGAUAACAGUGCCCAUCAAAAAACUCAGGAGCCAGGGGCAGUUGCUCAAAACCAUAAUCUCAGCACUUGGAAGCUGAGACAGAAGGAUUACCAUGAGUUUGAAGUCAGUCUGAGCAUGACCUGGAAAGGGUGGUGGAGGGUGGUGAGAAUUAUCCAUGUAACUAUUUAAUGAUUAUGUACAUUAUCUUGUUAGUUUGGAUUGUAUAUGCCUGUAUAGCCACUGUCAGCACACAUUUCUAAAGCACGGAAGCUAGGGAUUUUGUUUACUAUAUAAUUUCAAAGCUCACAAAAUAGUGCUCAAUAUUAGUUAUGCUCAAAAUAGAAACUGAAUGGCGAGUUUCAGGUCUAAAAACAAACAAGAAACAGCAAAGGCUGACAGACAAAAUCCUUCCUCCAAUUUACCAGCCAGUCAUCAAUUUACAGUGUCCCAUAAACAUGAGUUUAUUUGCAACAUUAGCUCAGAUGGCAACCUAAUUGGAAAACUCAGAACAGAGAAAGUAAGAAGGGCCAUAUCUGUGCAAACCAAUAGAGUCAGACGAUUACAUUGUCAGACUUGCGGGAGGAAGAUGGGGAGACUUCUUCCCAACUCUGCUCUCCCUACGAGGGUGGAGCUACAUGAAAAUAAGGGGGGGUUCUGUCUACCAUAGUGACAAGUGAAAUAAAUAUUUAUUUCAAACUUGAGUGGUAACUCCCGUGGAGACGAAGAGAAUGUUGAUUCAUCCUUGACGAUUAUAAAGCCAUGAAGAAACAGUUUAUAGUCACUAUUAGGAAGAUGUCCCUGUCAUAUGAAUACUUCCUUAUUCAACAGUGCUAUACUGAACCCGCAUUAGAGAUGCUAGGAGGACACUGGGUGGGAGAAUAACUUGGUAACUGUGGCCUGGUGGUAGGAAAUGGUAGGAGGGAGAAUUCUUUCCUGCAUUAGAAAUGUUGCAAACCAAGGAAUAUAAAAACUUCUUUGAACUCUGAAAAAUACUCAGGAACAUCAGGAAACUGAUGAUGGGCAUUUCCUCGGUAGAUCUGGAAUGGCCUAAACAUUAAGGUUGAUGUGCUGCAGCAGAGAGGCGAUUGGCCCAACGUGAGGCUGACAACCGCCUCUGGGGUAGAAAUGAUUCUCUAUUGGCAUUAGUUUGCUUAUAAGUAUAUAUGAAUAUAUUUCAGCAAUCAAAAUAUAUUAGAUUAAUAGUUGUUAAAACUGAACAUUCUAACAGCUGUAACAAUGUUCCCUGUUAUUUUAACUCUUAUAAGGCUUUGUAUGCACUUAAGUUUAUCAGUAGACAGCAUUUGAAUUUCUUUGUUAAUAAAUAACACACGAUAGAACAUUGAGCAGUGUUCUGGCUGAAUAGAAAUUUUACUGUACUCUCACUGUCUUAGACUUCAGUACUAAUAAUAAAGA